Brassica oleracea var. oleracea is the source of this 1173-nucleotide messenger RNA. RefSeq names its product probable magnesium transporter NIPA6. Lineage: Eukaryota; Viridiplantae; Streptophyta; Magnoliopsida; Brassicales; Brassicaceae. Gene Ontology annotation, molecular function: magnesium ion transmembrane transporter activity. The record is from RefSeq and is a predicted model, not a curated record. Gene Ontology annotation, biological process: magnesium ion transport. Gene Ontology annotation, cellular component: membrane. The transcript is spliced from 7 exons. The annotation marks the transcript as partial.
CUAGCAGUGGCGUCUAGUGUUUUCAUUGGCUCCAGCUUCAUCGUUAAGAAGAAAGGUCUCAAGCGUGCUGCUGCCAACGGGACCCGUGCAGGGUAUGGAGGUUAUACAUACUUACUUGAGCCUCUUUGGUGGGCGGGCAUGGUCACUAUGAUUGUUGGAGAAGCUGCAAACUUUGUGGCCUACAUCUAUGCACCAGCUGUACUUGUCACUCCUCUUGGUGCUUUAAGUAUAAUCAUCAGUGCUGUUUUGGCGCAUUUCUUGUUAAAAGAAAAGCUUAAGAAAAUGGGGGUUCUUGGAUGUGUUUCUUGCAUCGUCGGCUCCGUUGUUAUCGUCAUUCACGCUCCUAAGGAGCAGACUCCUAACUCCGUCCAAGAAAUAUGGAAUCUGGCAACUCAGCCAGCUUUUCUAGUUUACGUAGCCAUAACCAUGUCGAUUGUCCUUGCUUUGAUUCUGCACUUUGAACCUAUCUGCGGCCAAACCAACAUUCUGGUUUAUAUUGGAAUCUGUUCAUUAAUGGGUGCUCUCACUGUUAUGAGCAUAAAGGCCAUUGGAAUUGCGAUAAAGUUAACAAUGGAAGGAGUAAACCAGAUCGGUUACCCACAGACAUGGAUUUUUUUCAUGGUUGCAGCAACCUGUGUCGUUACACAAUUAAUUUAUCUCAACAAGGCGUUGGAUACAUUCAAUGCAGCAAUUGUCUCUCCCGUGUACUAUGUGAUGUUCACAACUCUCACAAUCGUUGCUAGUGCCAUUAUGUUCAAGGACUGGUCUGGGCAAGAUGCAGCCAGUAUAGCCUCUGAGAUAUGCGGAUUCAUCACUGUGCUCACAGGCACAAUGAUACUUCAUGGGACCAAGGAAGAGGAACAGCAAGCUUCUUCUGAUUUGAUAUUUGGAUCUUCAGAAACAGUAAGAUGGUAUGAGUCAAGAAAGAGCAGGAACGAAGAACACCUGAUAACCCUGUACAGCCCUGAAUACUAGAAAGAAGGUGGCAAUCUCCGGACUUCCAAAAUAGAUUUGAAAUGUGGCAAGAAAAAGCCUCGUGGAAUGAAAUAUGAUGUAUGUUAGUUUUGUAUUGUUUUUAUGGUAUCUUCUUUGUACAGAAUUUUUUUUGUCUAAUUGAAACUCCACCCAUUCUUUAUCUCUUGUUAGAGCAUCUCCAAUGUAAAACUCCAUUUU